CACCAAUUUUGUUUUGCAAGAUAACGGCACCAGCAACCACAACCACAAUCAAGCCACAUCGAUGGAGCGCUACGAUGUGCUGGAGGUGGUGGGCCGCGGCUCCUUUGGCCAGGUGUUCAAAGCACGCAUGAAGAACACGCUGGAGAUUGUGGCAAUGAAGUUUAUCACCAAAGCCGGCCGCAGCGCAAAGGAGCUGCGCUUGUUGCAGGAAGAGAUGACCAUCUUGAACCGACUCGAUCACCCGCACAUCAUCCGCAUGAUUGAGUCCUUCGAGACCCCAGACGAAGUGGUGGUUGUCACUGAGUUUGCCGAUGGUGAGCUCUUCCAGGUGCUCGAAGACGACCGCGUCUUGCCCAUGGAAGAGGUUCGAAGCGUUUCGCAGCAGCUUGUGUCUGCGCUUCGUUAUUUGCACUCCCACCGCAUCAUGCACCGCGAUAUGAAGCCGCAGAACAUCCUGGUUGGGAAACAGGGAAGGGUCAUGCUGUGCGAUUUUGGGUUCGCCCGUGCCAUGAGCAUGAACACCCUCGUCCUCACAUCCAUCAAAGGCACACCUCUGUACAUGGCGCCCGAACUCAUCAAGGAGCAGCCGUAUGACCACCGUGCGGAUCUCUGGUCGCUGGGCUGCAUCCUCUACGAGCUCGCUUUCGGUUACCCGCCAUACUACACGGACAACAUUGUCACCCUUGUCAACAUGAUCGUUGGGGACAACAUCAAGUGGCCAGACACCGUGGAUCCAGAGUUCAAGGAUUUGUUGACGGGACUGCUGACAAAAUCGCCGUCUAAGCGGCUGGCGUGGCCCGCACUUGAACACCACCCCUUUCUGUGCAACCACGGUAACAUUCACGGCAUCCCCUUUCAUCCGGGCACCGUGCCCCCAAUCGACCGCUCGCUCGUGUCGCGGGCAGGGACCAUGUCCCCACCGCCCGUCACCCCGACAUCGCACCCGCCAACACGACGGCGGCGAGAGGCUGCAGCACACCACGUCGACACGAGCCAGGUCUUUCCACCGCCACCAGCAUCGUCGUCGUUGUCAUCGCACGCCCGCCACCCCCGACGCGCGGACAGCGCAACGCCGCGUGCAAGCUCCAGUCGCCUGAAGGACAACAACACGGCAGCAGCAUCCGCCGCCAGUUCAACGUCGACGCUGCGGGGAAGCGAGCAGGAGCCAGCAGCAUCCGCGUCAACAGCAGCAGCACGAGCAUCGUCACAGCACGCUGCAGCGCGCGCCGUCACAGCACCGGGAGGCACGCGCACAGUCACGCCCGUGGUGGGGCUGCUGGCGGACGGAGACGACGGUGUGCGGGCGAGUGUGCAGCAGCGGUACAGCCACCAGGAGGCGCGGGCAAAGCGGCGGCAGCAGAAGUUGCGUGCAAGCAAGAUUGGCGCUGCCAUACGAGAGGAGGAUGAGGGCGGAGAGGAGGGCACACAGCGAGCAGUCACGGCGCCGGCGGCAUCAACGCGCGAAGAACGGGAAGCGCGGCGGAAGCGAAGGGAGAAGAGCAAGAUGACAAAACAGCAGCAGCAGCAGCAGCAGCAGCAGCAGCAGCACAGGCAGCACAGGCAGCAUGGUGACAAGGAGGAGGAGGAGGAGGAGGAAGAUACGGUCAGCGGUCGCGAUGAUCACAUCAGUCAGCAGCACCGGCGCCACCAUCACUCGCGGCGGCACAAGCACGAACGCACGGACAAAGACGCAAAGACACGCGAGGGCUCCAGAGCAGACAAUGCAGCGCAACAGGGGCGGGGUGGCUUCAACGCAACAUACAAAGUCGGUGCAGGUGAUGCUGGGGAUGGCGGUAGUGAUGAGGGUGAGGGUGACACAACACAACGGGAGCAGCAGCAGCAGCAGUUGGAGGAAGAUGCUGACAACAGAGAAGCCCGGUUGAUGGGCACGCGUGUGUUGGGAGCAGGUGACGACACGUCCUCUGUUUCUUCAGCUCGGCGUGGGUCGCGCUUGCCUGUGGCAGCAGAGAUUGCACACACGCACGCACACACGCGAGGCGGUGACCGCAGACCCGGUGCGAGAGAGCGAAUGGGGUCCGGCGAGGCAGGCACCCGAAACGAGAAGCAAGACACAUAUGAUGAGCAGCAGCUGUUUGAGGAAGAAGGGAUGAAGACGCGGGUGCUGCCUGCUCGUGAACGUCUUCGAUCGGACAUUGACAUGGGCACGGCAUCAUCUUUGUCGUCCACACCCGUUCCCGUCCCACGAUCAUCACUCCAUGACUCCUCCUCCCGUCUGAAGUCUGCACCAGCAGCAACUGCUGUUGAUGUUGAUGUUGGCGAUGGGUUUGCUGCUCUGCAGGACCGCUUCCACCGAAACUUGCAGGCAACAGACAUGUGGGACGAUGAGUUUGGGUCACGUGCUGCGACAACGCUGUUGACUGAUCAGUCCUCCUCAACAGCACCCGUGACCACUGUGCGGUACAUUCUGACGUCGCGCACGCUUUUCGUCCAUGGCACGCAAUCCACCAUUUCGCUGUGCCUGCAAGCAGCGACCGCCCUGCUGCAUGGCCUCCAGCAGCCUACUCAAGAAAACCAGAGCCAACCAAAACAACAACAGCAGCAGCAACAGCAGCAACAACAACAGCAGCAGCAGCAAAGUAGCGAACUCACACCACAGAGCGCAGGCAACGUGCUGGCAGCCAUGUUUUGGAACACGAGCAUUUGGACGAGCACGAGCGGCGCCGCUGAAAUCGGGCCUGUGACAAACGAGCUGCUGCAUCGAGUGUUUGACGACCAGACGCUGCUGGUUCAGCGCCUGCAAGCAAUUCUGGAGUGCAACCUCACCUCCGCCGCAGCCCACGCGCUGGCCACCGCUGCCAGUGCCGCUGCUGUUGGUGGCAGCAGACGCGGCUCACGAGGCCGUGGUGAUGGCGGUAGCAGUGGUGACGGGAGCAGACGAACCAGCCGUGGUGGUGGUUUGGUGUCACCUGGUCUUGUGCUGGACGACGGGCACCUCCUCAUGCUUGGCGCCGUUGUUGAAGCCAUUGCAUUGCUGAUCCACUUCCCGGCCGCCUGCGCCAGCUUCCUCGAGUCUGAGCCCGCACUGCCUGAAGUGCAGAUUUUCACGCAGCAAGUUUCCCAGCUGCAUGAAGACCUUGCUGGUGGGUUGUCGACCGACACAUCACCAACAUCGACGGGGACGCCGCUUCACGCCCUCCUCGCCCUCUGCCACACGGACGUUGGACAAGCUGCACUCUGGACGUUGUGGCACGGCAGCUGUGACGGCAAUGUCUUGCAGGCGAUGGCCCAAUCCCCGCUUGUACAGGAGCUGCCCGAUGCCGCCCUGCGAGGUUCCGCCACACGACAAAUCAUCGGCUGCGCACUCUUGGCGCGACUGUUGACACACACGGACGUGUGCGCACAGCACCCACGCUUCCUGCAAGUGCUUGUGCCGGCGGUUUUGCAUCUUCUCCGUGAGAACCUCGCCAACGCCCGUGCUCGCCGCCUCCGCAACACCCUCACACACAACACCGACACGGAUGUGCAUGCAGCGUUGGCGGUGUGUGCGGCAGCGCGCUGUCUUCUUCUCGUUCCACACUCCACGCUGUUGCCUGAACAACGCCGUGUUCUCGGCGCACUCAUUGUGAAUGCGGACAGCGUGGCGCUGCUGCGUCGUCUGUCCACGCAAUUUGGCGGCCGCGGGACACACCUGCUCUCCUUUGCCGGCAUGUACUUGGACAAGCCAAGCUUGGAGGUGUACGGUGCGUGCCCUGUUCUUGACCGCGUUCCGAUGGGGGUGACGGAUCCGUACCUGAUGCUGCUGGACGUGUGCACGCAUCCGGCAAAGGGCUGCGUUUCCGAGGAGUGGGCGGCACAGGGCGCUCACGGCAUCUGGCACGGGUGCUAUGAUGUGCUGGUGCGCGUUGUGUCGAGCGAUGCGCGCCACCUCGGGCGGCUGGUGCAGUCCCCGCUGCUUCGCCUCUCGGACGACUUUGGCGGCCCGCCCAUCGCCGCCGGCCUCGGCGCUGUCACGUGGCGUGGCCUCGCUGCUGUGCUGCAUGUGCUCAAGCACGGGCUGUCUGUCAACCAGGAGCUGACGCUGCACAUGCUGUCGGACUCGUGGCAGCUGGUCAUGGUGGAGGAGGGCGCACACGGUACCGGAACACUGGCGCAGUCCGGGCAGCACGGGGAUGAGACGGUGACGGUGAACGAGAGCGUGGCGUCCUUACCAGAGAUGCAGGCGUCUGUCAUGUCCAAGAACGCAUCGCUGCAAGGGGUGUUCAGCACCUUCCGCACCGUGAUACGCGUCAUCACCAUCACCGCGUCAGAGCACAAGGGCGAGGCGGCGGCAGAGUCAGGCCUGAAGCUGUUUCUGCGCGAGUCGUGCGGUCUCUUCUACGCGCUGUUGUCUCUUCCCUCUGCACUUCGCACAGACGCCCUCAAGAUGGCGUUGCGGUAUAAGACGCUGCAAGACAUUUUGCAGGUGUCCCUCAUGUACAAGCACACGGACGAGCUCUACUUCAUCCUCACAGGCCUGGCUGUGCAGCUGGCUGGCUCAGAUACAGACCUUGCGCUGCAGUUUGUGCGGUGUCUUGUUGUGCUGGACGAGGAACCGGAAGUGCGCGCGUUGCCAAUCAUGUGCUCGGAGGAAACCUUGCUUGACCACGUCCUCAACACGCUUCUCUUCCAUGCUCCACAAGAUCUGAUUGCGGACACGAUUGAGACGCUGUCUGGAAUUGCGCGCCUGUCGCAGGAUUACUAUCCACUUCUCAACAGCAUGAACCUCUUUGAACGCGUAUCCAUGCAUUUGACCAAGAGCCCCUCCACGCUGACGGCGAAGACGUGUGCGUUCCUCGGCAACUUGCUGCGCCAUUCCGGCUACUACUACUCUUACUUCUCACGGUAUCCUGAGGUGUUGACAAACCUGGUGGCGUGCCUGUCGCAAGACAAUUCAGAAGUUCGCAAGUUUGCUGCCUUUGCAGUCGGCAACCUCGCCUUCCAUGCAGCCACGUUUUAUGAUGAGCUGGCCGCCGCUGUUCCUGCGCUGCUGUCGCUCUUGCGUGAUCCUUCCUCGCGCUGUCAAGCCAAUGCUGCAGCUGCCAUUGGCAACUUGUGUCGCAACAGCACGCAACUUGACGACGUGUUUGUUCAACACCAUACAUGCGAAAGGCUAUUGGACUGUUUGGAUGCAAGCGAAGUGACACAAACACAGCAAGUUGUCCUCUUCAGUCUUGGCAACCUGGCCAAGCUGCCGAAGAGCAAAGGGACGAUUGACGGCACGCGCAUCCGUCAAAUACAGCUCUCAGACUCCACAAGUCGCAAGUAUGCUGCUCGCGUUCUGAACAAGCUAGAAGCUUCGUCGUAGUCAAUCGGCCUGUAGUGCCGAAACAUCACCACUGCCACUGCCACCGCCACCGCAACAGUCGCUGCCCUCAACCCAGCCCGCUGUACACGCUUGCUUUGCCACAUGUUACUUCGACCAUGCAUCGUAUCGUGUUGCUUCAAUUGUGGACACAUGAUGCAUGCAUAGUUGAUUCCGCUGUGCCCUUGCUUCUCUGUCAUCGUGUACAUGACCUCUAGAUGUCUCCUUUCAUUCAUUCAUUCAUUCAUUUGGUUUCUGGUGUCGACAUGAGGAAGCUGCAUUCACAUACACGCAAUGGA
This is a messenger RNA of Salpingoeca rosetta, 5601 nucleotides long. Its product is annotated as ULK protein kinase. Gene Ontology annotation, molecular function: protein kinase activity; ATP binding. The record is from RefSeq and is a predicted model, not a curated record. The transcript has 29 exons. Gene Ontology annotation, biological process: protein phosphorylation. Gene Ontology annotation, cellular component: cytoplasm. The coding region runs from base 62 to 5305 and encodes 1747 amino acids. Lineage: Eukaryota; Choanoflagellata; Craspedida; Salpingoecidae.